Molecule: messenger RNA, 1304 nt
Organism: Paraglomus brasilianum
Lineage: Eukaryota; Fungi; Glomeromycota; Glomeromycetes; Paraglomerales; Paraglomeraceae
Source: the annotation of a GenBank genome assembly
GGAUGUCUGGUGCAAAGCAUCAACUUGAUGCAGAUAUACUCCAACAAAUAAGAAGAGAGGUUAAAAAAGUCCACUUAAUGACUGACAAGUGGUACAGCUGUCCUGCCACCCAAACUGCAACUGAACAUGGCAAUGUAGUCAAAGAGGAGGCAAAUCAUAUGAGCUUUCCAUUCCCGCUGACUCGACAUAAGCACACAAAAUGGGGGAGUUCUGGAAAAUUCCGUAAUCCUCCUACUGGAAGUGAAGAGGAACUCCAACAACAUUUCAUCAGAGAAUGUGGGUAUGUUCCUAAUACCAAGCUUGAAAUCAAAGACACCCACUUGACACCAUUAUUGAGUUCACGCAAGCCUGACUUUGUAUUUAUUGAGAAGGGUGCAAUUACUGAUGCACUCAAUGUUGUUGCUUUGGGAGAAAUUCGAAAGAAGCAUGGUCAUCAAUUCUCUGCAGCUGACUAUGGCCAUGCUGCUUCAUUUGGAGAAAAAUUACUUCAGAUGCAACCUCAACGGAAUUUUGCUUUUGUGUUUCUAACUGAUUGCCAGGAGAUUGUCCUAAUUAAAGUAAGCAAGCAAGGUGAUUGGUACACCUAUGGUUAUACUAAACAAGAAAAGCUUCCAUACACUGGAAAAUCCCCACCUACAGGCUGGCGACAACUCAUUACAUUUUUAGAAGCACACCUCAAGAGUAGAACCAGUGUGGUAUAUUUUGCAAAACUGGAUAAUGAAAAUGUUGCAGUCAAAGUGGCAAAAAAUGACAGCUAUGCUGAGUGCUUUGCUUGUGAACAGAAAGUGUUGAAAGAACUGUCUUGUCUAAACUCAGCUCAUAUUCCUCAAUUACGUGCAAGCAGUCCUGGAGUGCUGGUAAUUUAUCCUUUCUGUGAGUAUGAAAUUUCAAAUCUCAAGAGGGAUGACAUAAAAGCAGUCAUUUCUACACUACAAAAGGUACAUGAAUCAUGUGGAUUAAUCCAUAGAGACAUUCGCAAGUACAACCUUCUAUGCAAUGAAGAUGGCAAACUCAUUCUUACAGAUUGGGGAUAUUGUGUAGAAAAAAAUGCAGAUGCACCAUUCAGUGGUGCUAUAGAAUGCAUGCCUGAUAGUGUAUUACAUUCAUUGAAAGAGAACCAGGCAAUUGAUUAUGAUUUUCAGAUUGAUCUGGUGUCAUUUGUACGAUCUUUCUACUUGAUGAUUCACCAGCCAGAACUGGAAAGACUUUCAUUUAAUGCAAACAUCAAAAAAUAUGCUGCAGACUAUUAUGAUUUUGGUCAUCACAUGGAAAGGUGGGCAUUUGGAAUGAAAUCCAUGAAUUAG